Adelges cooleyi (spruce gall adelgid) is the source of this 1161-nucleotide messenger RNA. RefSeq names its product retinaldehyde-binding protein 1-like. The transcript is spliced from 7 exons. Gene Ontology annotation, molecular function: phosphatidylinositol bisphosphate binding. Gene Ontology annotation, cellular component: membrane. The record is from RefSeq and is a predicted model, not a curated record. NCBI's taxonomy places the organism in Eukaryota, Metazoa, Arthropoda, Insecta, Hemiptera, Adelgidae. The coding region runs from base 60 to 1010 and encodes 316 amino acids.
CUUGCGAAUGAUCCAUCCUAAAUAAUUUAGUGGUACAUUUUUUUUUGUUCAACUUAAUCAUGAACAAGCGACAUAGUAUUUUGGCUAUUUGGUUCUUCGUUGUUUUUGUAAUCCAAGUGUUUCAUACGUAUGAUCCAACAGUUAACUAUGAAAUAUUUCUCGAGAUGGAAAAUAGUAAAUACGCAGAAAUAACUGGACAAAAAAUUGAUGAACUCAUAAAUCUUGGAGAGCAAACUGAAAACUUUCCGAACAUGAACCGUAAAGAAUAUAUCGUGUUUUUUCAUGCUGCACACUUCGAUGUGGUAAAAGCUCAUGCCAUGAUAGUCCAACAUUAUGCGCUUAGAACCGAAAUGCCAGAAAUAUUUAACCGUGACAAUACAGAUCCAGAAUUAAGCGAGUUGGACCAAGCUAAACGCGUCAUGAGUCAUUCGAUAUUGUUUAGCGAUUCGUAUCAGACAACACGUGGCCAUGUUGGGUAUCGUUACGUAUACUUCCGUUUCAUAGAUAAAGAUCCUGCACAUUUUGUAUUCAUCCAUCAAGUCAGAUACUUUUUCUACAUGAUAAAAUGUAUGCUUAUAGAAUACGGAACGUUUGACGGUCUUGUAGUGAUCGUGAACGGAGAAGGUUUCAAACUUUGGCACUUUUUAAAAUUCAACCUUCGUCUACUCCUUCCUUUAAAGAAACUCAUACAAGAUGCACCACCGACGCGGAUAAAAAAUAUUUACAUUUUAAAUACAAAUCGUUUUAUGAAAUGGGCAUAUAAUAUAGCCAAGCCAUAUUUAUCUCCAGAUCUUGUUCAAAAGAUUGUGCUUUGCCUUCAAGAUUCAAAUGCUGUUUACAAUGGUGUCGAUGGUGUUCCCAGGACAAUUAUGCCUAUAAAUGGAUAUAAGAAUGGAUUAGGACCGAAUUAUGAAGUCCAAGCCUCGACAACAUAUGCACUUAUGGAAAGAUUUCACAAUCGUUAUGGGCCGAAUACUGAUGAUAGAGCACAUGAAAUACGCGUUAUGUGAUAUAUUAAAUUAUAUACUUAUUCAUAUUUAAAUAAAAAAUUACAGUAAUUAAUAUUGUUAAUAAAACCACCUCCAAUUAGUUAAUCAAUUUAAAUAACACAAUGAUCAUAAUAAUAUGUUAAUUAGUAUCAGUGUCUUUUUUUAGAAAGGA